Molecule: messenger RNA, 270 nt
Organism: Colletotrichum phormii
Lineage: Eukaryota; Fungi; Ascomycota; Sordariomycetes; Glomerellales; Glomerellaceae
Exons: 3
Coding region: 65-259 (64 amino acids)
Source: RefSeq, a predicted model, not a curated record
CACGGCAGUUCCUUCGUAGGUGGCCAUCUUGCAUGGCAACAAUUGAACAGACCUUAUUUUUGACAUGGAGUGUGAAUGUCAGGUUUCACAUACCCUGGCUGCACUGGGAUACGGUUGUCACAUUGCUAGCACCAUGUUCCCUUUACCUGUCCCAGGCCCCCCAUUAUCACGUCUGGGCUCUGGAAUAAUCGCCGUAGCAAGUCCGACAGCUUUGUGGAGCUUGUUGAUGCCGGGAUACGCGAGGUGUCAUUCCGAAUAGUGGACGAGGUC